UUAACGUGUGUUUUUAUGGUGCUUUUACGUUGCAACUUGCAUGGAACCAGUGGUUAUUCAGUAACGGGACCAACGCCUUUACGUGACUUCCGAACUACGUCGAGAGUGAACUUCUAUCACCAGAAAUACACAUCUCUCGCUCCUCAUUGGGAUGGCCGAGAAUCGAACCCGCGACCACCGAGUGCAAUACCUCCGUGCGAAACUCCUGUGGGACAAUGGAAGCACACGAAGAUCCAGCUGCCUGCAAGUUUACACAGCAUUUCACGAAACCUACGUCUUAAUUGGAUAAUAUAUCUGAGUCUUCUAUCACCACAAUUAUGGUCAAGGAGCAUGGCCAUGAAAACAAAUGAUGUACUAUGUGAUGCACCGAGUGUCAUUCAGAAAGAAAAAACUGAGGUAAAUGACUGUGGGUUUCAGAUUGACACAACUCCUUAUACCUCAGUGAGUGAAGGGAAAGCUGAAGUUUUGUUUCCUUCGACUCACGACGUCUUUUACAACCCAGUCCAAGAAUUCAAUAGAGAUUUAAGUGUUGCAGUGUUACGACAGUUUGCUAGUGAACAUCAAGAUGGUAUUCGUAUAUUAGAAGGUUUAGCUGCAUCUGGACUGAGGUCAAUUCGUUAUGCACGUGAAAUUGAAGGCGUCAAAGAAGUUGUUGCUAAUGACAUUUCAAAGCAAGCUAUUGAGUGUAUGAAGCGCAACAUUAAGCAUAAUAAUGUUGAGGGUGUUGUCAUCCCAAGUCACAAAGAUGCCAGCAUGUUGAUGUAUGAAAACCGAGAGCCAAGCAAAAGGUUUCAUGCAAUAGACUUAGAUCCGUAUGGUUCCCCACACAUCUUUCUGGAUGGCGCUGUACAGUGUGUAAUUGAUGGAGGAAUCUUACUUGUGACUUGUACAGACAUGGCUGUGCUUUGUGGCAAUUCUCCAGAAACCUCGUACACAAAGUAUGGAGCAGUUUCAGUUAAAAGCAAAGCCUGCCAUGAAAUUGCCUUACGAAUUGUUCUCCAGUGCAUUGAAUCCCACGCAAACCGAUAUGGAAGAUAUAUUGUACCAUUGCUGUCGUUGAGUGCAGAUUUCUAUGUGAGAGUGGUGGUACGUGUUUUCACCAGCCAGGCAAAAUGCAAAGAAACAUUUUCAAAGGUAUCCUGGCUUUACCAGUGUGUUGGAUGUGAAACCUUCACCUUGCAACCUUUAGGACGUAUACUUGUCAAUGGAAGGAGUGUCAAGUAUCAGUUAUCGCAUGGACCAUCGGUAUCACAGUCGUGUACGCACUGUGGGUACAAACAUAUAAUGGCAGGUCCCAUGUGGUCUGCACCUAUUCAUGACAGAGAAUUUUUAAAGAACCUUAAGGAAUCCUUGAUUGAAGAAGACUUUACAACUUAUCGCCGAAUGUUUGGUACAUUGACAAUGAUGGAAGAGGAACUACCAGAUGUUCCCCUUUUCUAUGUAGUUGACAAACUUGCUGCUGUAGCUGGAAUAAAUCUGUGUAAAAUGGUGCAGUUUCGCUCGGCACUCCUAAAUGCCGGCUAUGAUGUUUCCAUGUCUCACACUUGCAAAGCCUCUAUUAAAACUAAUGCACCAGCUCAGUUAAUAUGGGAUAUUGUAAGAGCUUGGGAAAAAAUCCAUCCAGCCAACAGAGCAAAAAUGAAAGAUGAUAGGGCAGGCAAGAGGAUCCUAGAAAAAGCCUCAGAACACACAAUCAGCUUUGAAUGUCAUCCUGAUGCUAAUCCAGAGUCUAGACGUAAAGAGCUGCUUCGCUUUCAGGUUAAACCAGAGAAAAACUGGGGACCUAAGUCCAGAGCAAAGACAAGCUUAUUCCAUACACAUGAAGAAGAGAAAAGAGUAAGAAACCAGGGAAAGAAGAGGAAACAUCACAAUGAUUCCCAUGUUUUAGAACAAACUUCAAAAGAGAAUAAACAUAUUGUAAAAGAUACAGAUUGAGAAAUAUAUACUUUUUAUAAGCAAGAA
Molecule: messenger RNA, 1962 nt
Organism: Macrobrachium nipponense
Lineage: Eukaryota; Metazoa; Arthropoda; Malacostraca; Decapoda; Palaemonidae
Product: tRNA (guanine(26)-N(2))-dimethyltransferase-like
Exons: 7
Coding region: 16-1935 (639 amino acids)
Biological process (GO): tRNA N2-guanine methylation
Cellular component (GO): nucleus
Molecular function (GO): tRNA (guanine(10)-N2)-methyltransferase activity; RNA binding
Source: RefSeq, a predicted model, not a curated record